AUAUUUUGAAACUUAAAAAACAAUAUGCAUUAUACGACCGUUUUAUUUGUGUUGGUGAUACAAUUUGUAGGUAGUUUUACUCAAGGGAAUCAGAGGCCUUUAAGCGUGCAGGAGCAGGAGGACAUAAAAAGAGGUGUGAGAAACAUGGUAAUUGUGCCAGCGGGAAUUUACCAAGUCGGCACAGACGACGUAAUUGUGGACAGCGACGAUGAAGGUCCAAAAAGAUUGGUAGAAUUGGACAGUUUCUAUAUGGAUAAAUACGAAGUAUCAAACGAAGAAUUUAGCCGUUUUGUAGCAGCAACCUACUAUAAGACUACCGCGGAAAAUAUUGGUGAUAGUGGUGUAUUUCAAGUAUUUCUCAAUAAUACGUUUAAAGAAAAGAUAAAAGACUCUCGCUCUUUUCAAGCACCUUGGUGGUACAAGGUUAAAGGUGCCAAUUGGAGACAACCGUAUGGACCAGAUUCAGAUAUAUUUGCUACAAUGGAACACCCGGUGGCGCACGUAUCGUGGACAGAUGCUCGUUUAUACUGUGCAUGGCGUGGUGCUCGACUUCCUACUGAGGCUGAAUGGGAGGGGGCUUGCCGUGCUGGACACCAUGAUAUCACGUAUCCUUGGGGAAAUAAACUCUUCCCUAACAAUAGAACCAUGGCUAACAACUGGCAGGGUUCUUUUCCGACUUAUAAUUCAGAAAGAGAUGGAUUUACUGGUUCGUGUCCCGUAUGGGCUUUUCCUCCGAAUGAGUUUGGUCUGUACAACAUGAUUGCCAACGUGUGGGAAUGGACUGAAGAUAAUUGGUCAGAAACUGGGCCAAUAGAGAAAGUGAUUAAAGGUGGUUCAUUCCUGUGUCAUCAUUCUUACUGCUAUAGAUAUAGAUGUUCAGCCCGUACUAGUGCCUCGCCAGAAACUACAGGAGUAAAUAUGGGAUUUCGUUGUGCUAAAUCUAUGAAUAGUAUAUAAUGAUAAUUAUAUAACUUACCUAUUUUAUUUUAUUACUAUCAUAAUUAAAUUGAGUUGGACGCGUAGGCUUUUUGAGAUAAGAGUUUUCUAAUUAGGAAAUUAUGAAUGGGUUAUUGAUUUGUUCAUUCAUCAUGGUAGAGCAUUGUGUUUACAGUCAUUGUAAUAAUCAUAAUCAUUAAUUGCGUAAACGAAUACCUAAGUGUCCACAUCACCGGUACAUUUAGCAGAACUAAAAAGUGAAAAUGUAAAAUGGUAUUGUUUAUGUAUAAAUAAAUUAGAGUUAGACACUUUAACAUUUUAUUCCUAAUAUGACACAAAAUAUACAUUAAACACAAAAGUAAAAACAUAACAUUAUUGUCAUAGCAAAUGAAAGGGCGCUGACUCAGUAUAUGCCAAAGUUUCUCGACGCUUAAAAUUUUCAGCCAGGACCAACGACCCUUAUAUAAAAAAAAUCUAAAUUAAAUGAAAUGCAUUUUUUAGAUUUUGUAACGAAGUAGAAACAGCUGAAAAAUAUUACUGUUAGGAUUGUAACAGUUUAAAUUUGAUUAAAUCAAAUUUUAAUUCAUAAAACUUUUUCAACUAAAGUUUACGAAAU
This is a messenger RNA of Hyposmocoma kahamanoa, 1552 nucleotides long. RefSeq names its product formylglycine-generating enzyme-like. The transcript has 4 exons. Bases 25 to 957 code for a protein of 310 amino acids. NCBI's taxonomy places the organism in Eukaryota, Metazoa, Arthropoda, Insecta, Lepidoptera, Cosmopterigidae. Gene Ontology annotation, cellular component: endoplasmic reticulum. The record is from RefSeq and is a predicted model, not a curated record.